Molecule: messenger RNA, 1248 nt
Organism: Prionailurus viverrinus (fishing cat)
Lineage: Eukaryota; Metazoa; Chordata; Mammalia; Carnivora; Felidae
Product: keratin-associated protein 4-7-like
Exons: 2
Coding region: 1-1248 (415 amino acids)
Cellular component (GO): keratin filament
Source: RefSeq, a predicted model, not a curated record
AUGGUCAACUCCUGUUGUGGCUCCAGCUGCUGCCAGCCUUGUUGCUGCCCCACCUGCUGCAGGACCACCUGCUGCCGGCCCACCUGCUGUGUGUCCAGCUGCUGCCACCCCUGCUGCGGGGGAUCCAGCUGCUGUGGCUCCAGCUGCUGCCAGCCUUGCUGCCGCCCCACCUGCUGCCAGACCACCUGCUGCCGCCCCAGCUGCUGUGGUUCCAGCUGCUGUGGUUCCAGCUGCUGCAGGCCCAGCUGCUGCAUCUCUAGCUGCUGCCGGCCUUGCUGUGGGGGUUCCAGCUGCUGUGGCUCCAGCUGCUGCCAGCCUUGCUGCCACUCCACCUGCUGCAGGACCACCUGCUGCAGGACCACCUGCUGCCGCCCCACCUGCUGUGUGUCCAGCUGCUGCCGCCCCUGCUGUGGGGGUUCCAGCUGCUGUGGCUCUAAUUGCUGUGGCUCCAGCUGCUGCCAGCCCUGCUGCCGCCCCACCUGCUGCCAGACCACCUGCUGCAGGACCACCUGCUGCCGCCCCACCUGCUGUGUGUCCAGCUGCUGCCGCCCCUGCUGUGGGGGUGCCAGUGGCUGUGGCUCGAAUUGCUGUGGCUCCAGCUGCUGCCAGCCUUGCUGCCGCCCCACCUGCUGCCAGACCACCUGCUGCCGGACCACCUGCUGCCGCCCCACCUGCUGUGUGUCCAGCUGCUGCCGCCCCACCUGCUGCCGCCCCAGCUGCUGUGUGUCCAGCUGCUGCCGCCCCUCCUGCUGUGGCUCCAGCUGCUGUGGCUCUAAUUGCUGUGGCUCCAGCUGCUGCAGGCCCAGCUGCUGCAUCUCUAGCUGCUGCCGCCCCUCCUGCUGCCAGACCACCUGCUGCAGGACCACCUGCUGCCGGCCCACCUGCUGUGUGUCCAGCUGCUGCCGCCCCUCCUGCUGUGGCUCCAGCUGCUGUGGCUCCAGCUGCUGCAGGCCCAGCUGCUGCAUCUCUAGCUGCUGCCGCCCCAGCUGCUGUGGUUCCAGCUGCUGUGGCUCCAGCUGCUGCCGCCCCUCCUGCUGCAUUUCUAGCUGCUGCCGCCCCUCUUGCUGUGGUUCCAACUGCUGUGGCUCCAGCUGCUGUGGCUCCAGCUGCUGCCGCCCCUCCUGCUGCCCCUCCUGCUGCCUGCGCCCAGUCUGUGGCCGGGUCUCCUGCCACACCACUUGCUAUCGCCCCACCUGUGUCAUCUCCACCUGCCCCCGCCCCAUGUGCUGUGCCUCCUCUUGCUGCUGA